UGAUGAUGACUGAGCUAAUCCAGUCAAGGGCCCAUAGGUUUUGUGAUUGAUUGAUUGAUUGUGAUUAGGAUUGACAAGACUGUGAUUGGGAUUCAGUACCACCAGGAUUCACAUUAUGAUUAGAUUCAAUAUGACUAGGGUUUAUCAUGAUUGAUUAUGUCUUGGUUUCAUUAAGGUUACCAUCGAAGACAAUGAGAGCUGGUUGCGUUCAGAGUUGAAGGUACUAUUGCAUAACAUUUUUCACAUUUUAGUCAGAUCGUAAAUGUAAGAGCAACUCAACGUCAAAACGUCACAAAUUCUCAAACACAAUUAUUUUUACAUCAAAGCAGACAAUCAAGUUGAUACAACUUGGAUAAUCAAAGCAGUAAACAAUGCACACUUUUGAAAAAACUUGUUAUGAGAAUGGUUUGUAAUUGCAAACGCUUUUAGUCUAUCCAAAAUCAAGUCUUGUAUGACAGAAGUGACAAGACAAGGCUUUAUCAGCUAGCUUAAAUUUACUGCAAAUGAUUGGAAAACACAAGAUAAGGGGAUUAUGAUGUAGCUAAUAAGUGUUGCGUUGCUUUGACGGAACACGACAAAAUUUGAUAGUUGCAGGAUUUAAUGAAUUGCUUUGGAGGUAGCUUUUAUCAAAAGGUGGCUUUCAAGGUUUUGGCUGGCCUAAGUUGCAAUGAUGAAAAGGAAUUCGAAAUUCUUCACCUUCGAAUUUGACCGAUUCUAAACAAUGUCUACCACAGACAAGUAAACAUGAAAUAUGUAAAUACCCGAAGAAAGAAGGACCAAAGAAUGUUAUAGUCGGAAUCAAGUAUUUGGAUUAAUAUCGAAGAGAAGGCAGAACUGACAGGUUCGAGUAAAUCAGACCUUAACUAGAAACGCCACUGAAGUGUUGCCUUUUUAUCAAUGGAGUUAAUCAGUGUCCGAAGGAAGCUGGAGCUGGUUUUUGUCGCCAUUUUGCUAUUCUAUAUGGGAAGUUACAUAAAUGGAGCUCGCAGAACGAAGGUCCGUCUGAGAGGCCCGCCAGGAAUGCCCGGUCUCCCGGGACCCAAGGGCAAACGUGGGUGGAUAGGGCAACCUGGUAGGCCCGGAAAAGUCGGAGAACCUGGUCCAUCUGGGCGGCGAGGCACUCAAGGAAUCCAAGGAAUAGAAGGUCUAAAAGGUUAUCAGGGACAAAUUGGAGCAGAUGGUAGAGCCGGACCAGCUGGACCACCGUUUUCAUGUUCCAAGUACUACAAGCAAAUAGACUGUGCCGUUGGUCUUACUGGCUACUCAGGACCCCAUGGGCCUUCAGGGGACAAGGGAAAGCUUGGUCCAAGAGGUCACAAAGGGGAAAUGGGACACGAGGGUUCAGUUGGCAGGAAGGGUAAAAGAGGUCGCUCGGGACGACCAGGAUCCAGAGGGCUGCUGACAGAAAUUGAAUGCAGAACAGGGCGAACCAGAUUCAUGAAGCCAAUGCGAUUCAAAAAGGGAAGACAUUCCUUUGGGUGUAAUGAGACGAAUAUUGAAUUCUUAAAGGGCUUCGAGAUUGAAGCAAAUGGUGAAAAAAUAAGAUACAAAUAUAGAUGCUGUUGGUUUAUAAAUGUUUUUAGGUAACGCAAAGAGAUCCUGCAAAGUAAUUCUCAAGCCAUGCGAGAUUCAGUAUUUCAAACGACGGUCUACUCGAUAAAAUAUAAUCCAACUUCUUCUGUCCGUUUGCAAUAUUAUGUUGUAGGCUGUGUUUUUGUCCUUGUCUCUAACCUAUAACUCGUUUUAUUUUGUCAUUAGGAUUGGACAUCCCUAUACGGUAGCAGGAAUCUGAAGGUUUUCACUUAAAUUUAAUGAGUGAAGUUCGGGGAACAUGUUUGCUUUUUUAAUACAUAAACCGAUAUUUUUAUUAUAUAAAGCAAUUUUUCUAGUAUACCAUGUCAUAAAUAUAUUUUGUCUCUGCCUAUUCUGAAAUAAGACGUAGAUAAUCAUGUCCGAUGAUAGCCAUUUUCUUUCAAAUCUCUUGAAUUGCACUGGAUUUUCAAACGAAUGGGGCUUAAAUUAGGCCACAACUCUGACUUCCUCAAAAUAAUGAUUUUAGUGGCACUGAGUCCAGCCACCAUCAAUUAA
This is a messenger RNA of Rhopilema esculentum, 2088 nucleotides long. NCBI's taxonomy places the organism in Eukaryota, Metazoa, Cnidaria, Scyphozoa, Rhizostomeae, Rhizostomatidae. The record is from RefSeq and is a predicted model, not a curated record.